UGGUAUUGAGUCUAGUUUUUCAUUCUGUUUGUUAUUUUUGAGAUCAUCUAGAUUCCAUGGCAUUGUUUCUCAAAACAGAAUGAAGAUUCUUAUUUCGUGAUGCCGGAUCAGCUUUUAUUUUCAUAAUCAGGAGAGCAAAUCAUCUUGAAACUGGGUUUGUUUUUAAUCUAAGGAUAUAAACGGUUCUACUCGCAUAAAUAACACGGAAGCCAGUAUGAUGUAUUACUACACGGGAUGUUAACUGGCAGUCAGUAUGUUCAGACUUUAAUCUUAGUUUUUGUGCACUUCAUUCGCUAGGGUCACAUUGCACUGGCAUAUUUUUGUUUUGACUUUUAUGGGAAAGUGGCGCUUUAUUUUUUUUUCGUAUGUCUACUAAGAUUGUACGUAGAAUUAACCGAGAUCAGAUUGUCUACACUUCAGUGAUAACCAUAGAACAAAUAUUAUAUAGUUAGUGAUUUUGCUCUUGUCUACAUAUUGAUGUAGAGUGUCCACUGGCUGAUACCAACUUCAUGUUUGUAGAAGUGACAAGUUUUGUUAUAUGAAGUAAAGCUGGACUUUGAAAUAAUGUCAGAACAUUUUGAGGAAUUUCAGUUUCCAAAUGCUUACACUGGACAAUGUUUUGAGAACAAUUUCCUACUUUCUGAUAACGAUUUUACAGACUUGAACCAUACACCUAUAGGUAUUGGUAACCCGGGUCCGUUCCGUAUGCCAAAGCGGCGUGGAAGACCUGUCGCGAAUAAUGCAGCUCGUGAGAGAUCGCGUGUUAAAACUCUGAGAUCAGCUUUUCUAGAACUUCAAAGGACAUUACCAGCAGUGCCGCCGGAUACGAAAUUAUCAAAAUUAGAUGUUCUAGUGUUAGCCACUACUUACAUUGCCCACUUGAUGAGCGCACUACAAGAAGAUGGCGAUGUAUCUCAAAUAUUUGCUGCAAACGGCUGUAUGCACCCUGUUAAGAAAUGGCCAAUGAGGACCCGCCUGUAUGCUGGAAUUUUAAGCAGCACAGUUCCCGCGCUACAAGAACCGGAACAAGAAUUUAGAUCACCGGAAACACGCAACUCGGCACCAUGGACGCUUAAUUCGUGCAGAUAAUUAUCUCGCUAUUCUAUCUUUAAGGCAAACACCUUCACAUUUUAUAUGUAAAUAUUUUAAAUGACCUGUUCUGGUCAUUGUGCAGAACAUUUUAUUGAAAAUGUAUGAUCUGUUAAAAUAAUUUACAAAUUGGUAGAAACAUUAUUUAAUGGUACGUUAUAUAUAUAAAUUGUCGAAUAUGUACGAUACAAAAAUACUAAAAAAACUCAGUCACAUUUUUUUGCUAUUAUACAUGUUGUUUUUUAAAAUGUUUUUAUGGUAGACAAUUUAUAAUUCAUUUUCAUCUGUCGCGGAUUUGAAUUGUCAAUUCAUUUCUUUUUUUUAAAUUUUUGUAGCUAAAAUCUAUAUCUUAACACUGUCGUUAUUUUUCAACAACUUAACCGCUACAGAUAUGCAGUUAUAUGUAAUUUUAAUUCUCCCUGUAUCAGGAGUUAAAAAGCCACGUAAAAUGAUUGUUGUAAAUAAUUAGAUGUGACGGUAAGGUCAUCAGUGAACACAGAAAGUGGCGGGACAAGUUAUUAUAUUUUAAUUAAUUGUCUCUCUGUGUUGACGAUGUAAUCAAGUAAAACACGUCAACUCUAACGAUUCUUUCGUGGUCGACGAACAUAAACUAAUGUGAAUAUCAAAAGUUUGUAAAAAGCAGAAUCAUUUUUUAAUAAUUUUAGAGAAACGCUAAAAAACUGAUGAGUUGAAAACAUUAUGAUGACUUGUCUAAAACCUGGUGUAUUUGUUUCCAUAUACAUCGAUUGAAUAGUUAAUCGUCAGAAGUAAUUUCUAUAAGUAUGUUUUAUCAGAAAUAUACAUUACAUUAUAUUAAUGUAUCUCCACAUUAUUGACGUUUGAAACUUACUUUUGUACAUUUAAAUACUUAAUUUAUUUAUACUUAUUAUAAUUAUUUUAUUAUGCUUAUCUAUUUUUCUAUUAUUUUUGUUUAAUUUCUCAUUCGAUUUAUCUAUAUUUACAUAUAAAACAUUUGUUAAAAUCAUUUCCUGAAAAAGUACUUAAAACUGAAAUUGAUAAGAAUUUGAUAUCACACAACUUCAUU
Messenger RNA from Ruditapes philippinarum (Manila clam), 2134 nucleotides. RefSeq names its product transcription factor 24-like. Bases 565 to 1089 code for a protein of 174 amino acids. NCBI's taxonomy places the organism in Eukaryota, Metazoa, Mollusca, Bivalvia, Venerida, Veneridae. Gene Ontology annotation, molecular function: DNA-binding transcription factor activity, RNA polymerase II-specific; protein dimerization activity; RNA polymerase II transcription regulatory region sequence-specific DNA binding. Gene Ontology annotation, biological process: developmental process; regulation of transcription by RNA polymerase II. The record is from RefSeq and is a predicted model, not a curated record. The transcript is spliced from 2 exons.